Lacerta agilis (Sand lizard) is the source of this 1100-nucleotide messenger RNA. RefSeq names its product mitochondrial amidoxime reducing component 2-like. Gene Ontology annotation, molecular function: molybdenum ion binding; pyridoxal phosphate binding; molybdopterin cofactor binding. The transcript is spliced from 7 exons. Bases 16 to 1017 code for a protein of 333 amino acids. The record is from RefSeq and is a predicted model, not a curated record. Gene Ontology annotation, biological process: nitrate metabolic process. Gene Ontology annotation, cellular component: mitochondrial inner membrane. Lineage: Eukaryota; Metazoa; Chordata; Lepidosauria; Squamata; Lacertidae.
CCCCCCUCGACAACUAUGGCCGCGGGGCCUGGCCGGUUCUCGAUGCCGGCGCUACCGUCCUCCCGCCUCGCCUUGUUCUGCGCCUCGGUCGCCGUGGUGGGCCUGGGAGCCGCCGCGGCCUGGCGUUGGGGCCGGCGCCGCGCGCGACGAGAGCUGGUGCGGGUGGGCGCCGUGUCGAGCCUCACCAUCUACCCGGUCAAGUCCUGCAUGGGGCUGCCCAUCGAGAGCGCCGAGUUGACCAAGCUGGGCGUCCGCAGCGGAGACUUGCGCGACAGAUUUUGGCUCGUGAUUAAGGAAGAUGGUCAUAUGGUCACAGCUCGGCAGGAGCCUCGCCUGGUUCUGGUCUCUGUAAAUUGUGAAAAUGGUCUCUUAAUCCUGAAUGCUCCAGAAAUGAAGGAACUGACCAUCCCUAUCACUGCUCCUAAGAAAAAUCCAGUGAAGACUUGCAGGGUGUUUGGGCUUGAUAUUCAAGGCCGGGACUGUGGUGAUGAAGUGGCUCAUUGGUUCACCACUUUCUUGAAGUCAGAACCAUAUCGGCUGGUACAUUAUGAGACCAACAUGGCACCAAGAAAAUGUGAAGAGAUUCACAAACCUUUUCAACCUACUGAUGAGAUUCCCUAUAGUGACUGUGCUCCGCUCUUAAUCAUCUCUGAUGCUUCAAUGGAAGAUUUAAAUGCCAGAAUGGAGAAGAAAAUCAAUAUGCGACAUUUUAGACCAAACAUUACUGUUUCAGGCUGCGGAGCUUAUGAGGAGGACACCUGGGGCAAGGUUAUAAUUGGUGAUGUGGAACUGAAAGAGGUGAUGGCAUGUGGAAGGUGUCUUUUUACAACUGUUGACCCAGAUAUAGGCAUCAUAGACAGAAAGGAGCCACUGGAAACACUAAGAAGCUACCGCAUGUGUGAUCCAGCAGAGAAGCAUCUCUACAAAUCUGCCCCCUUGUUUGGGAGCUUUUUCACAGUAGCUAAACUUGGAACCAUUAAAGUUGGAGACCCUGUGUAUAAGAUAAUUGAAUGUUAGGGAGGGGUCAGAGGACUCUUUGCCUUAAAGUGCUUAUCUGUUCAGCAGUUGCAAUGUUAUCACAGGGCACAAACCAGCCAAAU